AUGACUAGUUAUGAAAAUAGUAGUAAUUUCUUUCUACUACAAACAGAAAAUUUUGAACCACUUUUAAAAUUAAUAGAUCAACUUAGUUUAAAAGUUGAAGAGAAUCAAGAAAUCAUUGAACGAAUUACCAAGAAAAUAGAUGGAGAGUUUGAUUUCCCCGAAUAUAAACCGAUUAAACUCGAGGAGGACGGGAUAGAGAAGAACGGGACGACGACGACCAAAAAGAAUAAAGCAGCAAGUCCUGAUAUAUUAAGGCUAUUUUUGAAUGACAAGUAUAAACUUGAUCAGAUCAAGAUAGAUGAAACAGGGGGAAACCAAAAGGGAGAAAAUGAUACAAUUAGAGGACUUCGAAAUGAUAUUGCAAGACUUCGGAAGUUGAGGGAUUCCAAUUCAAAGAAAAAUAAAGAUCUUUACCAGAUAAUUUUGGAUUAUGAAAUGUUUGUAGUGAAAGAUAUUCUCCCCCGGAUUAGAGAAGAUAUUGCCAGAUAUCAACAAGAAUCCACACAAGAUAUUAGAGAACAACAGAUGGUGGCGAAGUUCACUAGUGAAUCUAAACUUUGGGAAGAUUAUAACCUGUAUGUUGAACAUUUGGAUCGAUUAGUAUUGGCUUGUCAUCGAUUGACGGAGAUGACAGAUGUGGUUAAUAGUCGAGAAAUGCUGAUAUUAGAGCAAAAAUUAGCGAUAUUAAACGAAAUUAGAUUGAAUUUCCCCGGGAAAUGGAUGUUGGAAGGUUAUAGAAGCAAAUAA
[Candida] anglica is the source of this 747-nucleotide messenger RNA. NCBI's taxonomy places the organism in Eukaryota, Fungi, Ascomycota, Pichiomycetes, Serinales, Debaryomycetaceae. The record is from the annotation of a GenBank genome assembly.